AUGAGGCAGCGUAAGCAAGACACUCUACGGCCGCGGAUGCGAUUGAGAAAGCAGCGCGGACUUACCUACGCCAGGUACCGCACAAAUCGCAUCGACAUUUUGCAAACCUGCCUUCGUCUCGAUCUGGACGCACGUGAUCAAGCUUUCGUUCGCGGUUUUGACAUAAGUAGCGAUGUCGAUAUUGUGGGCGAUUGCCGCGAAUGGAGAGCCUUGACCUCGAAGUCCAUCUGGAGGGAAUUUCGCAUAUUGGACAACUGCUCUUGCUUCUUCCGCGGUGUUGAUCUGCGGAACGACAAUGCCACUUGUGGUGAUGAUCAAGUCAGCUCUUCUGGUCGACGACAUCCACGACGGCAGACACAUACUGCGCUCCUGCAUCCAAAGCACGUUUGA
Messenger RNA from Cercospora beticola, 390 nucleotides. NCBI's taxonomy places the organism in Eukaryota, Fungi, Ascomycota, Dothideomycetes, Mycosphaerellales, Mycosphaerellaceae. The record is from RefSeq and is a predicted model, not a curated record.